AUGAUGAACACUGCCUUCUCUACGCAAAUCGUCAUCACCGUUUUUGCUCUCAUCACUCUCACAUCAUCACAGUCAUCGUCAAUUGUUCCGACAACUGCCGCUGCUUCGACCCCAGCCGCAAGCACAUCAGGCACUUGUAUCGAGAAAUACACUCCAUGGUUGACGAGGGGAGUGUGCAAUGAUACGUGUGGAGGAUAUGGACAAAUGCAAUUGAUUAGAGCAUGUGUGACAGGAUGCACUUGCCAAGGUCCCUUCACAAUGUACACCCUAUGUGCCCAAGCUUUGUGUGCUUUCCCGCGAGCGACUUGUGAUACAUCUGUGGGUCUUGCCAAGUACCUCUAUGGAACGAACUGGUAUUGCGGAUUCGGGAAUGGUUUG
Mesorhabditis belari is the source of this 378-nucleotide messenger RNA. The record is from the annotation of a GenBank genome assembly. NCBI's taxonomy places the organism in Eukaryota, Metazoa, Nematoda, Chromadorea, Rhabditida, Rhabditidae.